This is a messenger RNA of Ixodes scapularis (black-legged tick), 2873 nucleotides long. Its product is annotated as acetylcholine receptor subunit alpha-like 1. NCBI's taxonomy places the organism in Eukaryota, Metazoa, Arthropoda, Arachnida, Ixodida, Ixodidae. The transcript has 5 exons. Gene Ontology annotation, biological process: signal transduction; regulation of membrane potential; monoatomic ion transmembrane transport. Bases 139 to 1656 code for a protein of 505 amino acids. The record is from RefSeq and is a predicted model, not a curated record. Gene Ontology annotation, cellular component: synapse; neuron projection; postsynaptic membrane. Gene Ontology annotation, molecular function: acetylcholine-gated monoatomic cation-selective channel activity; transmembrane signaling receptor activity.
ACAGCCGCCUACGAAGCGGGUGGCUGAGUCCGGCUGCGCCAAGCCAAGAUGGCGGGUCCCCGGCGACCGGGACUCGCAGAGGCUGCCGCGUCGCUCAGGGGACUCGGAUAGCGGGGACUCCUUGGCCCCAGGCGUGCCAUGGCCUUCUCGGCAGCCGGCUUCGCCGUGCUCCUGCUGCUCGCCCUGUUGAACGUCGGAUGUCGGGGUAAUCCGGACGCCAAGCGGCUCUACGACGACCUGAUGAGCAGCUACAACAGAUUAAUCCGACCCGUGAGCAACAAUUCGGACCGGCUCACCGUCAAGAUGGGGCUCAAGCUGUCACAGCUCAUCGACGUGAACAUCAAGAACCAGAUUAUGACGACGAAUGUCUGGGUUAACCAAGAAUGGUCCGACCACAAGCUCAAGUGGGAUCCGCAGGAGUACGGCGGCGUAACCGAACUGUACGUGCCUGCCGAGCAAAUCUGGUUGCCUGACAUUGUCCUCUACAACAAUGCGGACGGCAACUACGAGGUCACCAUCAUGACCAAGGCGAUCAUCCACGAAGAUGGCCGCGUGGUCUGGAACCCUCCAGCCAUCUACAAGAGUUCGUGUCAAAUCGACGUACAGUACUUCCCUUUCGACAAGCAAGACUGCUUCAUGAAGUUCGGUUCCUGGACCUACGAUGGUCAUCAGGUCGAUCUGAAGCACCUGAACGAGAUCCAGGGCACCAACAUCGUGCCCGUGGGCAUUGACCUGUCCGAGUUCUACCUGAGCGUCGAAUGGGACAUUAUGGCCGUGCCGGCCAUGCGCAGAGAGAAAUUCUACUCGUGCUGCGAGCAGCCAUACCCGGACAUCACCUUCAACAUCACGCUGCGACGCAAGACGCUCUUCUACACGGUAAACCUGAUCAUCCCCUGCGUGGGAAUCUCGUGCCUCUCCGUGCUCGUCUUCUACCUCCCUUCAGACUCGGGCGAGAAGGUGUCUCUGUCCAUUUCCAUCAUGCUGUCGCUGACUUUCUUUUUCCUCGUGCUGGCCGAGAUUAUCCCGCCCACGUCUUUGGCGAUGCCUCUGCUGGGCAAGUAUCUCGUCUUCACCAUGAUCCUUGUCACCGUGUCCGUCCUGGUGACCAUCGCCGUGCUCAACGUGCACUUCCGGUCUCCGUCGACGCACCGCAUGGCGCCCUGGGUGCGCCGCCUCUUCGUGCACCUGAUGCCCAGGCUGCUGCUCAUGAGGCCGCCCCAGUACCGCAUCGAGACCGACGAGUCGUCAGCGGCCAAGCCCCCACAGGGCGGGGGCUCGCACGGGGCCCUGCACGACGACCCGCUGUUGCUGCCGGAGCCGCUGCUGGUCGCCCGCCCGCACGGCCUGCACCAGGCGGCCGAGCCCGCGGGGGACCAGCCGUCAAGGGAUUUGGAGCGCGCCAUCCACAACGCCAUGUUCAUCGCGCAGCACAUCGAUAACAACGACGAUUUCGAAAGCAUCCGUGAGGACUGGAAGUACGUGGCCAUGGUUUUGGACCGGCUUUUCCUCUGGCUCUUCACGCUCGCCUGCGUCGUCGGAACGGCGGGUAUCUUCCUGCAGGCCCCGUCGCUCUACGACCAGACAGACCCCAUCGACGUCAAGUUCUCCCAAGUGGCCCGCCGAAUGCGCAUCGACUACCCCUGGACGGACGUCUGAAACACGCUCUCUUCCGAGGACCCCGCCGCACGCACGCUCUAUAUACGGCCGCCUGGCGAUAAAGUUCCCGCAGAUUACGGCUCGUGAAUAGCCGUGGUGGGCGGGGUACGAAUCGACCUUCUGUAUAUGUCCGUAGGCCCACCCAUCUGCGCACCAAGAAAGCCUGCAAGCUGGCCUAAAAGGGUAAAGUCGGAAAGCCGCAGUCAGAUCGCGCGUAAGCAUCAUACAAAAUUUGACAAAGUAUUUGUUGUAGAUAUGACAUGAUCGAAUUGCCCGCUGACGCGUCUCAACCGUCUUAGAAGCACGACUUUUGCUUUAUACGUACGUAAGCUUCGAAGAUGUCUGCGGGCAGUUUUUUGUAUGACCAAUGUUACAGUCAUACACGGAAGACACACGUAUCAGACAUUGUCUGCAAAGUGUCUUUUGUAUUAGCGGAUGUGACUGCAACUUUAAAGAGCGACUGGACAGGAGUUGCGGUUCCUCGUGCCUCUUGUACGCGGGGCCGCCAACUGUGUUUCACAUGAUACUAUUUUAGGUAUUGUACGUGAGAGUCACUGAGAGCUUAAGGAACGCACGGCGUGGUUAACGAUACGUUCACGCUUCCCGCUUCAUAAUUGGUUGCCUGCAGCGUUCAUAUCAGCUCGUGCCGCACUCUCAUUGGCUGCAAAGCUCCUGAAUAAGAUUCUCGGGACUUGCCACACCUCGCGCUUCUUAAGUUUUCGGUGACCAUGGGAGCUUCUGGGAUAUGUGCGCAUUCGAGGCGGGGGUAUAGGUUCGAGUAUAUACAUCGCAUUUGCUGCCGCGCACUGUUUUGGUGUCACGCCAAAUUGCAGGCCUUUUUUUUUUUUUUUUUGCACGGAAGGUUAGGUUAUACAGCGCGCACGUUGAAUCAUGACGCAUAUAAUGCUGACCGCUAGACAUGCGCAACUUCUGAAUCUGUUUUGUACACAUGUGUUCCCCAAGCAGUAUUUGGAUGCGGAGUUCUUAACCCCGUUUGCUCAAGCGGCACCAGUAGCACUAUUGCUCGCUUUGCCGUCGGCAGCCGAUGGGAACUUAAAGAGGCUAAGGCUCGACAUCUGUGGAUACGGCAACCGAUGCUGCAUAUUUAGACGAACGAGUGUCCAGGUCGGCAUGAUAGUGCUGUCGUUAAAAGCGAGCAAUAAAAAAGUAUCAGUCGUAGACCACGUUGGAUCAAUACGAACUUCAUUUCUGCUGGA